Messenger RNA from Jaculus jaculus (lesser Egyptian jerboa), 759 nucleotides. It is a transcript of the gene Gzmk, whose product is annotated as granzyme K. NCBI's taxonomy places the organism in Eukaryota, Metazoa, Chordata, Mammalia, Rodentia, Dipodidae. The record is from RefSeq and is a predicted model, not a curated record. Gene Ontology annotation, biological process: proteolysis. Gene Ontology annotation, molecular function: serine-type endopeptidase activity.
AUAGCUGGACUUUAUAUGACUUCAGAGCGUUUCAAUAUGGAAAUCACUGGAGGGAGAGAAGUGCCUCCUCAUUCCCGGCUGUUCACGGCCUCCGUCCAGUAUGAAGGCAAGCCCGCUGGGGGAGACGUGCUCAUCUGUCCACAGCGGGUGCUGGUGGCAGCCCAUAGGUUUGCCAAAGGCCUGUCUCCCACCGUGGUUUUAGGAGCCCAUUCCCUCUCGAAGCAGGAACCCACAAACCAAACAUCUGAGGUUGAGAAAUUCAUACCGUUCUCAAGAUUUCUAUCAGAUUACAUACCAGAUGAUAUCAUGCUGAUAAGGCUUCAAACAGCAGCAAAACCCAACAAGCGUGUCUAGCUGCUCCCCUUGGGAUCCAAAACCUAUAUUAGAGACAGAACCAGAUACCAAGUGACUGGCUGGGGAGCCACCAACCCAGAUCUGUUAAACGCCUCUGAUUCCCUGCAAGAGGUCACAGUCACGGUGAUCUGUCGAAAAAAAAUCUGCAACAGCCAACGCUACUGCAACCAUGACCCUGUCAUAACCAAAGACAUGGUAUGUGCAGGAAAUCCCAGAGGCCAGAGGGACUCAUGCCAGGGAGGUGGUGACUCAGGUGGCCCUUUUGUCUGCAAAGGAAUCUUCCACGCCAUAGUCUCUUGGGGUCAUAAAUGUGGCAUCACCAAGAAGCCUGGGAUCAACAUCCUGCUAACCAAGAAAUACCAGACUUGGAUCAAAAGCAAACUCGCUCCAUCGAGUACAUAUUAA